AUGCCAGUGACAACUCAACCGGGUGACUUUAUUCCCACUGAGCUCCAGAAAAUCAUGUGCUGCUACAGCUGGAUAUUUUGUUGCCGAAAACCCCCACCAAAGGAAGAUUCACCACCCAUUCAUAAAGUCGACGAAACGGUAAUUGUACGCAGACAUGUGCAAGCAUUUCAAUCCGCCGUCCCCGCAAUGCUCUCACGCGACCUGGAUGCUGAUUUCGACGAUGGGAACAGCGAUGUUUCAGAAGACACUGAGAUUUCAGAUUUCAUCCGAGGCUAUUCAUUGAAGGAGGAGGAGAAGUCAUGA
This is a messenger RNA of Echinococcus granulosus, 303 nucleotides long. RefSeq lists its product as hypothetical. Bases 1 to 303 code for a protein of 100 amino acids. Lineage: Eukaryota; Metazoa; Platyhelminthes; Cestoda; Cyclophyllidea; Taeniidae. The transcript has a single exon. The record is from RefSeq and is a predicted model, not a curated record.